This is a messenger RNA of Silurus meridionalis, 3936 nucleotides long. RefSeq names its product solute carrier family 7 member 2 (gene slc7a2). Gene Ontology annotation, molecular function: amino acid transmembrane transporter activity. NCBI's taxonomy places the organism in Eukaryota, Metazoa, Chordata, Actinopteri, Siluriformes, Siluridae. The record is from RefSeq and is a predicted model, not a curated record. Gene Ontology annotation, cellular component: plasma membrane. Gene Ontology annotation, biological process: transmembrane transport; amino acid transport. The transcript has 12 exons. The coding region runs from base 292 to 2199 and encodes 635 amino acids.
CUAUGCACCAGGGCAGAACAAGUUAAGACACAGAAUGAAGGGAGGAGUAAAAAUAGAAGAGUUAGGGGUUCCCAUGUCAGUACCACAGGCUUGAGUUUGAGAAAAGGAGAAACUUUAAGUCAGACUUAACACCAGCCUUGAUAGAUGAGCUGACUCAUAACAGCUGCAUUUUUUUUAAAUAGUAAUCAGUGAUACAAUUCUCUAAAAGUUGCACGGGUGCUGUACGACUUUCCACAGAGCCACUGCAACUGCCUUGUCACAUUGUGACUUGUACAGGUUUUAAGUGAAAGAAUGCUGGCACACCUGCUGUCAUUCAGCCGCUCUCUGGUGAGAAGGAAAAAUGUGGACUGUCUGGAGGAUUCCAAACUCUGUCGCUGCCUCUCCACAGUGGACCUGAUCGCUCUGGGUGUUGGCAGCACACUGGGCGCUGGGGUCUAUGUUCUUGCUGGAGAAGUUGCCAAAGGCAACUCCGGCCCAAGCAUUGUAGUAUCUUUUCUCAUAGCUGCUCUGGCCUCUGUCAUGGCAGGCUUGUGUUAUGCUGAGUUUGGCGCUCGAGUGCCCAAGACAGGUUCUGCAUAUCUGUAUAGCUAUGUGACUGUUGGAGAAUUCUUGGCCUUUAUCACAGGAUGGAACCUGAUUCUCUCAUAUGUCAUAGGUACGUCAAGUGUUGCCAGAGCUUGGAGUGGAACUUUUGAUGAACUAAUAGGGGGCCAUAUAGAUCAGUUCUGCAAAAUACACUUCAGAAUGAGCAUGCCUGGCCUGGCAGAGUAUCCUGACUUCUUCGCAGUUUGCCUUAUAUUACUGCUAUCAGGUCUUCUCUCCUUUGGGGUUAAAGAGUCAGCAUGGGUCAACAAAGUCUUUACCGCAAUCAACGUGCUUGUGCUUAUGUUCGUCAUUGUCUCUGGCUUCGUCAAAGGAGAUUCCUUGAACUGGAAGAUAUCAGAAGAAUAUCUUGUCAAUGUGACUAUUGUGACAAGAAAUCUAUCCUACACUGAUAAUAUUACCAGCGAUUACGGUGCAGGUGGGUUUUUGCCUUAUGGUUUUGGAGGGACCUUGGCUGGUGCAGCCACAUGCUUCUAUGCCUUUGUUGGAUUCGACUGCAUUGCUACAACAGGAGAGGAGGUGAAGAAUCCUCAGAGGGCUAUUCCCAUUGGUAUAGUUGCUUCCCUGCUGAUUUGCUUUUUGGCGUACUUUGGUGUGUCUGCUGCUCUUACCCUCAUGAUGCCGUACUAUCUUCUGGAUGAGAAGAGUCCCCUGCCUGUGGCCUUUGACUAUGUUGGAUGGGGUCCUGCUAAAUAUGUGGUUGCAGUAGGAUCACUGUGUGCACUAUCAACCAGUCUGCUGGGCUCCAUAUUCCCAAUGCCACGUGUAAUCUAUGCUAUGGCAGAGGAUGGGGUGCUUUUCAAAGUAUUAGCCCGAAUCAAUCCUAAGACGAAGACCCCACUUAUUGCCACAAUGGCCUCCGGUAUAGUUGCAGCUAUCAUGGCCUGCCUUUUUGACCUAAAAGCCUUAGUGGACAUGAUGUCCAUUGGCACUCUCCUGGCAUAUUCUUUGGUUGCAGCUUGUGUUCUUAUUCUCAGGUAUCGUCCUGACUCUGUGCUUGAGAGCUCUAAAACCAAUGAGGUUGGGGAAUCUGAGCUGACGGAGUCUGAGUCCCAUCUUAAUAGGCUGAAAGAUGGAGAAAUGUCUCUGCAUACUCUCUUUAAUCCUUCCCUUCAGCCCACAAAGAGCUCAUCCAAUGCUGUUAACAUGGCUGUUGGAGUCAUAGCUAUCGUAGUGUGUGUCAUGAGUGCACUUACUACACAUUGUGGACAAUCCAUUCUUGCUUUGGAGCCCUGGGUCUUGGGAGUGCUGGCAGCAUCCUUUCUCAUCUUUUUUAUGUGUGUUGUUUUGGUCUGUAGACAACCACAAACAAGCAAAAAGGUGUCUUUCAUGGUUCCCUUGCUACCCUUUCUGCCCAUUCUGAGCAUAUUUGUCAAUGUUUACCUCAUGGUGCAGCUUAGUGGAGACACGUGGAUCCGUUUUUCAGUUUGGAUGGCUAUAGGUUUCCUAAUUUAUUUCGGUUAUGGGAUGUGGCACAGCAGUGAACAUCAGAGGCAGCGGCAGAACACUGAAAACGCGCAAGAGAAACAGAGGAUGUUUGCAAAGGAGGGUGCUGUAGACAAAUACAUCCAAUCAGAGAAAACCAGUCAGCUUUAGAGAAUGUAUUGCUGUUAAAGCUGAUUUUGUAACAAGCCCUUGUGCUUUACCAAAUGAGAGACCAGCUCAGCUCUGAGCCCAGUAUCAGAUGUGGGUUGACAUUGCUUUCUUUAUUAAGGUGUUUUUAAUUUAAUGAAAUAUAAACCUUAUCACAUAUAAAACCUUAUCACAUAAGUAUGUGAGUAAGAAAUGUCUUAACUCUGCAAUGAGGACUGAACUUUACACGUUAACCUACUAAAUGUUAACAUUACAACUUUAAUAGCCAUUACACCUUUAAAAGGCAUUUCAGAUGCAUAUAGAAAUAGCUAGAGUAACAUUAGCUACCAGAGUGGCUAUUGUUGGGUAGUGUACGUUUUUUUAUUAUUAUUAUAAUUUAACAUAAGCGUAAGUACAAAUAUAAAAACUAGGGGUUUUUUUGUAUGUUUGCUUGUUUCAUUUUUUUUUGUAGCCAUGAUCAGUAUUCUCAAUAUUUGACUGCAUAUAGAUUUUUUGCAAUUAAUUUAUAUUGCUGUGUUUAGACCUUUGUUUAAGAUAAAAAAUUAAAUGAAAAGUUUUACUUUUAAUUAAUAAAACAUAUAAUAGGGUUAUAGUAUUUUUAUUUUAUGUUGUUUUAAGAUAUUUCACAGACUUUUUUUGCAAAUGGAGCUCUCAUAAUAUUCAGAGAUUGCUGGUAUAAAUGAGCUAGAGGGUUUCUACUGCUAGUACUUCUGAUUUUCAAAUAUAAAAACUAUACUUUAAUUUUUGGGGUUUGCAUUGGAUUAUUUACUUAAGGUGAAAAAAUUAAGGUUGAAAUUAUUUGGAUUUUUCUGUAGAAACAUAACUAUUAAUGUUCCUAGGAAAAUUACACAGAAUUGUGUACAGAAGUAACACUGGGGCUGAUUCUUUCUAAUUCAGAGAGUAGAUAUGUCAGCAUGUCAGUGACAGGUGAUAAAACAGGAACUAGUGUAAUGAAUGGAAACAAUUACAUCCUGGAUUAUUUACAUACUUUUGCCCUAAAUUCCUAUGGAAGUGAAACUAAAAUUAGAUGUACAGUGUAACUAAAGUGUGAAUUUCACAAUAGGACAGACCUUUAGCUUUUAUAUACCUUUUGAUUGAAAGGGUUAUAACCCUUCUGUUUACCAUGUUACCAAGUACAUGACAUAUUAUGUGUAACCACCAGCCUCCACAGAUCUUAAUAAUGUUUUAUUAUAUUUUAAAUUUCUUAUGGUUACAUUCCUUCUGUAAUUGUUUUGCAUACUUAAUUAUUUAGCAAUUUUUUAUUUUGCUAUGAUCUUGCUUUUUAUCUUGCUAUGUAACAAAUUAAAAGAGUUUUGUACAUUCUGUAAUUUAAUGUACUAUUAGUAGCUUUUUUUUGUGAGUGUAGAUUUAUUUAAACACAUUUGUAAGUAACAUAAAAAUACAAUGUAACUUAGCUAUGUGAAUCAACAGUGGGAUGUUGUGUGGAUAUUUAGAUGAUAGUCAUGUAAUACAAUUUCAGCAAACGUUUGAUGCCUGAUUGUUUGUAUAACUUUGAUGACAUAUUUUUUAAGUAUAAAUAUCAAAGCUGAUAUAUUUGUAUGUCAGAAUUUAGAUUAGAUCUAUAUUGUUGGUUAUACACAAAUUGUGAUUGUUCUUACAGUGUCAUAGAUUUGCUAGAUUUCAUAAAAUCUCAGACUUUACAGCAACCUUUACAAAGCCCACCGAUGUGACUGAUUUAUUUUAUAGAAUAAAUAACAAUAAUGUGUAGAAUAACUCUUA